UGAUUUAAUCAUUGUUUUGGAGGUUAAAGAGAGUCCGCAGAGCAAUGUGUUUCUGUGAGGUUUGGCUUUAGUCUGCCAGCUGUUCUCAUUGUCUCUCUGAGCAUACAGAAGAAAACAUGCAGCUUUGGUACAUUGCAGCUAUUUUUUUGUGCGCUGUCGCUGGUACAGAGGCAAAGGCAGUACAUAGCCUUCCUGAUUUUGGAAAGAGCUAUCACGUCAAAGGAAUCAUCUCUCUGCCCUAUGCUGAAAUCGAGGAACCAUUUGAGGCCUGGUUAGACCUACCAGCAAAGUCAAGCCGAAUAGACUACUACCACGGCCAGGUUUUGACUUACCAGUUAGCAUCAGAGCAGCAGUAUGGCACUGCCUAUAAGAUCUCGCCUGAGACCACUGAAGAGGAGCUAAAUGUGAUGAAGUGCUUCCAGAUUAAUGGAACAAAGGACGAAGCAGUCACACCGCAGGCUGCGCUCCCCGAUUUGCAGGACUUCAAGUUCCUGAGGGUGGAGUACUACAGAGGUUCCCUGUGUCAAGUCUGGCAGAAUGUGACCACUGUGGGUUACAAGAAGAACACGUACACACUGUGGAUGACACAUUCAGAGCGAGGUGCAGAUGGAGGAAAAGACACCCCCAUUCCCAUUCACUAUGAGAUGAUGGGAUACAACACUCUGCUGGGGUCCCAUUAUGACAAGUACUUGGUGGAAUACAAGGAGUUCAGCACUGAGGUGAACCCCAAAGUCUUCCUGCUGCCUGAAGGCAUGAGUUGUGGUGGGUUUCCUGGUCCCGGAGUGGAGCACCACAUGUUGGCCAAUCCAAUGAAAGAUCUCAUCCACACCUCAGCGUCAGGCCAGUCACAGCGCAUGUUCAGCCAUUUCAAGGACAAGUUCCAGCGGCAGUACAACGAUGAAAGGGAGCACGAGAAGAGGGAGCAUGCUUUUGUUCUUAACCUACGGUAUAUUCACUCUAAGAACAGAGCGGGCAUGUCUUUCUCUCUGGCUCUGAACUCUCUGUCAGAUCGCACCAUGUCUGAGCUGGCAACCAUGAGGGGAAGAAAAAGGGGAAAGACCCCAAACAGAGGGCUCCCCUUCCCCUUCAAAGCUUACGAAAGAGUAAAUCUUCCCGAGUCACUCGACUGGAGGCUUUAUGGCGCCGUGACCCCAGUAAAGGAUCAGGCCAUCUGUGGCUCCUGCUGGAGCUUUGCCACCACUGGAGCAGUAGAGGGCGCUCUCUUCGUAAAGACGGGCUCCCUGCAGGUUCUGUCUCAGCAGAUGCUGAUUGACUGCUCCUGGGGUUUCGGUAAUAACGGCUGCGAUGGCGGGGAGGAGUGGAGGGCGUACGAGUGGAUCAUGAAGCACGGAGGCAUCGCCACAACGGAAACAUAUGGCGCCUACAUGGGAAUGAACGGAUUUUGCCACGUGGACUCAUCCGAGCUCACCGCACGUAUCCAGAGCUACACGAACGUCACGUCUGGCGAUCAACUGGCCCUCAAGAUGGCGCUCUUCAAAAACGGCCCCGUGGCCGUGAGCAUCGACGCAUCACACCGCUCGUUUGUUUUCUACAGCCACGGCGUCUACUACGAACCUGCUUGUGGGAACACUGUGGAUGAUCUGGACCAUGCUGUGCUCGCAGUGGGAUAUGGCACCCUGAGUGGAGAGCCAUACUGGCUCAUCAAGAACUCUUGGUCCACAUACUGGGGCAAUGAUGGCUACAUCCUCAUGUCUAUGAAGGAUAACAACUGUGGUGUUGCCACUGAUGCUACAUAUGUUACACUGGCAUAGACUGCGUCUUCUUUUAAAGCCUUUAUGUUGCUGUUGGUGCCACUUCAUGACUGAUGAAUUACACUUAAUCUUGAUGUGUGUGUUAGGCCAGCUUUAUGGGGAAAAAAUCCUAAGAACUUAUCGUGGACUGAACUAAACAUGACGGCCUGAUUGGGAGGAGACAGCACUACAGUGUGUUGCAUUGAUAACAAGACAAACUGGAUCAUUGUGAAACAAAAAGUGUUACGUCCCGAUAAUCAUUUUUGUCUCUGUGAUGUUAGUUUUUUUUAAUUGCUGCUUGAAGGCAGAAUUUUUAUUGAAAACAAAUUUAAAUAAAUUUGCUGGUCCCAGGAAGUGA
This is a messenger RNA of Oreochromis niloticus (Nile tilapia), 2109 nucleotides long. Its product is annotated as digestive cysteine proteinase 2. The transcript is spliced from 11 exons. Gene Ontology annotation, molecular function: cysteine-type peptidase activity. The record is from RefSeq and is a predicted model, not a curated record. Lineage: Eukaryota; Metazoa; Chordata; Actinopteri; Cichliformes; Cichlidae. Bases 117 to 1772 code for a protein of 551 amino acids. Gene Ontology annotation, biological process: proteolysis.